AUGAUGAAGAAGAUUGCGAUUGCAAGAGAGAGACCUGAUCUUCGGCGUUUGGUGUGUGGUGCGAUUAAGGACGCUAAUUCAAAGAGUGUCUUCGGUGUUGAACGCUGCUCUGAUAUUCUGCGGUAUUUGAAGAGUUUGCGUCUCUCUGUCAAAGAUCUUCGUAGCUCUGAAUCGAUACUUCCUUUGCAGAGUCUAAUAGAUCAUGAAAACCCUAAGAUUCGUAUGGGAACUCACGUCUUGUUCAACUCUUGGAUGAAGACUCUUUAUUCAAGCGGAAGAUCAGACUCUAGUACUACCGGCAACAAAGCUAUUCCCUUGAAUCCGAAGAUCAAAUCUGAUGUUGUUAAAGUAUGUUCCAAGUUGAAGAAAAAGACCGAGUUUUUGAGGUUGAAGAAGAACGAAGAUGAGAAAUCCCAGGCUCGUGAAAUCGAUGGUUGCAAGUCUUUUGCCAAAAGGACUCUUCAGACACAGAAACAGGCUUCUCUACCCGUCAAAGUAGCUGAAAACCCUCCAUCCUUGAAGAGCGUGAGAGACAAGACUUGCAAAUCGAUUCACGAAAACCCUAGAUCGGGAAGGCCUCUCCAUACGAAGAAGCAACUCCUUGUGAAAGUCUCUGGAGACCCUAAAUAUUGCCCUGCCUUGAAGAAGAACUCAUCGGAGAUGCUGGAGCUGUUCGACAUAGCCAAGAAAUCAGCAGAUGUGGCUAACGCAAAGGGACUUUUGACGGCUAAUGCAGAGACAUCGAUAUGUGUAGACACUCUCACUUUACUCGUGAGCUUCCCCGUCAGCUCGACAGAUCCGGGAACAAGGAGGAUCAUGGAGAAGCUUGAGCGUCUAACAAAGCACAAAGACCGCAAAAUCUGCAAUUCCGCAUCACAACUUCUUAACCAUUGGAGGCAGAGCAUUAGAGAUCAACAACGCCAACAAGACUCGUAA
This is a messenger RNA of Arabis nemorensis, 936 nucleotides long. Lineage: Eukaryota; Viridiplantae; Streptophyta; Magnoliopsida; Brassicales; Brassicaceae. The record is from the annotation of a GenBank genome assembly.